CCACUCCGGGGAGGGCGGCAUUCCUCCGCCUCCUCCGCCAGAGGGAUGCGUGAGCCUUCUCAGCCGGCCUCUGCGGAGUCCCACUUCAUGAAUGACUCUGUUGGAAGUACCUGGGCUGGCUCGGUAGCCGUCCUGAGCAGAAGGGAGAUCUUCGCUCGCCACCCUGGCUGGAAACCCGCAGCGUGCCGCCGGCGGCGCACAGCGGAGAAACUUUCUGCAAACUCCUCAGCCCGGGGUCUCGCUCGUGAAAUCUCCAGCAUGUCUCUCAUGUUAAACAGCGCAUAUCAAGGAGGAAAAGCCUUUGGAUUACUCAAAGCCAAGCAGCAAGGAAGGCUGGAAGAGAUCAACAAGGAGUUUCUCUGUGACCCAAAGUUCAGCGAUGAAGAGCAUUUGGAGGAAAAACUUGCAGUUUUCAAAGAAAAGUACAUGGAGUUCGACCUGAACAACCAAGGUGAAAUUGAUCUGAUGUCAGUGAAAAGGAUGAUGGAGAAGCUGGGAGCCCCCAAAACCCACCUGGAGCUGAAGAAAAUGAUCUCGGAAAUCACCGGAGGUGUCAGCGACACCAUCUCUUACCAAGAUUUUGUCAACCUGAUGCUUGGGAAACGGUCUGCAGUCCUCAAGUUGGUCAUGAUGUUUGAAGGAAAAGCCAACGAAAGCAACCCAAAGCUUUCAGGCCCACCUCCUGAGAGAGAUAUCUCCAGCCUCCCUUGAAAGGAAAACGAGCCCCUCAGAGCCUACCUUGUACGCUUUCAUAUUGCUCACCAGAGCGGUUUUACAUGGGCUUCCUGCUGCAUUGCUUUGAUACUGGACAGUCUUAGAAAGCAAGAAACUAACCAGCUUUUAGCAAAAAGGAAUGACAAGGGAAGUUCCAGGGAUUUCUGCUGGAGGAAUCCCUAAGUAGCCAUGCAUUCUGUUUUAAUUUUUUAACUGAAACCCCUCCCUUGCCUUUCCCACUUUGUUUCUGGGCCCUGAGGCAUCCUUUUUAUUGUAAUUUCAUGGAUAUUUGUGCUCAUGGUGAUAUCAGGUCAUAAGCCAUCCCAGUGGCGUUGUGUGGGCAGGGUCACAGCGGUGAUUGCCCUGGGCUCAAAAUUCUUAGGGGGUGAAAACUGUCA
Lacerta agilis (Sand lizard) is the source of this 1112-nucleotide messenger RNA. RefSeq names its product allograft inflammatory factor 1 like (gene AIF1L). Gene Ontology annotation, biological process: actin filament bundle assembly; ruffle assembly. The coding region runs from base 46 to 711 and encodes 221 amino acids. Lineage: Eukaryota; Metazoa; Chordata; Lepidosauria; Squamata; Lacertidae. The transcript is spliced from 6 exons. Gene Ontology annotation, molecular function: calcium ion binding; actin filament binding. Gene Ontology annotation, cellular component: actin filament; ruffle membrane. The record is from RefSeq and is a predicted model, not a curated record.